AUGUCGCAUGGUGAAUCAUCCGGCGGUGGCAGGACCGUGCGGGUGGUCGACGUGUGGGCCCAGAACGAGGCGGCGGAGCUGGCCCGCAUCCGCGGCCUCGCCCGGGGCUUCAGGGUCGCGGCGGUGGCCACGUCCAUCGAGCUGCCGCCGGGCCCGUCGCCCACACGCACCUUGGACGACAGCUACGAGGCCGUCCGCGCCGCCGUGGACGGCGUGCGGUCCGUGCAGCUGGGCCUGGCCCUCCUCAGCUUCGACGGCGACCUGCCUCCGGCCGGCCGCGUGUGGCGGUUCCACCUCGGGGAGGGGCGCGGCGAGGCCAGCCCGCGCCGCUUCUGCGAGGCCCUCUGGAGCUACACCCGCGCCACCAUGCCCGACUGCGUCUGCGCCACGCGGGACGGCGCCGCCGACGUGGCGUACCUGCUCAGGCACCUUGAUGGCGGCCUCCCGCCCCGGCGCGAGGCGUUCCUGCGGAGAUGCAACGUCUUCUUCCCCCAACUGUACGACCUGAGGGUGCUGGCGGAGUGGAGGGCGGUGGAGGACGGGGAUCCCCCGCUCGCCGCCGCCACCGGAGACGCGUUCCACCGAUUCCUGGAGCUGGUGCGGGAGUGGCGGCCGACGGGCUGGCCCUACGGUUACAACGCGUUUCUAUACGGACUCGGAGCCGCCGAUGAUGACCCCCUCCUCCACUACAAGAGAAUAUCGGCGGAGUACGACGAGAGUAGGAGGCGGUUGAAGGAGCACCUCCUUCAGUACCACGAUGAGGAAUAUGUUGUGCAAAGGUUGCUUCCCGUGAUUAUGUAA
Molecule: messenger RNA, 801 nt
Organism: Triticum turgidum subsp. durum (durum wheat)
Lineage: Eukaryota; Viridiplantae; Streptophyta; Magnoliopsida; Poales; Poaceae
Source: the annotation of a GenBank genome assembly